AUGUCUAAGGACAGUGAUUCGUUGAGCAAACAAGGAAAAACUAUAAACCAAUGGAUAAUGGCGAUACUAGUCAAUACUACAUUACUCACGUACGGAUUGCAAGCUGGUUGGAUCUCACCCAUGACAAAAGUAUUGCAAUCAGAAACGUCGUCAGUAGUUGACCAACCAAUAACUGAUGCCAAUUUGACGUGGAUUGCUAGUAUAAUACCCAUAACAGCGGUUUUUGGAGUAUCUCUAUACACUUAUUUGGCGGAUAAAUUUGGGAGGAGGAUGUGUGUUCUUGCAGUAGCCGUGCCGCAAGCUUUAUGCUGGAUUAUCAAGUUGGUUACGACCAGUAUUCUUGGUCUACUCAUUGCCAGGAUUUUUGCUGGCAUAGCAGCUGGGGGAUGUUUCUGCGUCACCCCCAUGUACGUGAAAGAAAUAAGCCAGGACAACAUAAGAGGUCUGCUGGUAUCUCUAAUGGGACUGAAUCAAAAUUUGGGAUUCCUGUUUAUAUACGCUAUGGGAGCGUUCCUGGAUUACUACACGGUGCUGUGGAUUGUGGUGUGGUUGCCAUUGGUGCUGAUAGUGUUGCUCAUAAAAGUUCCAGAGUCGCCAGCUUAUCUGGUUAAAUUAGGAAAAUAUGAGGCGGCUGCAUCGACUAUUGCCAUGCUUAGAGGCUGGAAAUCUGACGACAAAGAAGUGGUACAUGAAAUUGAAUGUUUGAAGAACGAGGACAUCUACUUCAAGUCAUUGCCAGAUAUUUCCUUCGUCAGUAUUUUGAAAAAUAAGGCGUGGCGCAAAGGACUUUUAAUAAUCAUGAUGGUCAUUACUUGCCAAGCGUUCAACGGAUCGUUUGCUAUUGUAACCUACGCGUCCACUAUCCUCAUGACGUCAGGAGUCACCAUCAGCCCUGAGGUGCAAACGAUUAGUAUACCAGCUGUCAUGAUAUUCGGAUCAGCUAUUUCUAUAGUGUGCGUAGAGAGAAUGGGAAGAAAGGUCAUGUUAUCAUCAGCUUUUGGCAUAACAGUAGUAUCGUUCCUGUGUCUCGCCUCGAUAAUUCUCGUACAGCACCAGGGCGGCAGCGUUCCAGGCUGGUUGCCAGUGAUUGCAAUAAUCGCUGCUGUAUGGGCGUACGCUGCGGGAGUCGCUCCUAUUCCAUACGUCAUCAUGGCUGAAAUGUUCAAUUUCCAAAUACGAGCAAAGGUACUGGGCUGCCUAGUAACAUACGCGUGGUUUAUUUCCUUCGUCCAGUUGUUUACCUUCACACCGAUCUCAAAUGCCCUCGGAGCGCACACCAUGUUCUACUGCUUUGCUGGAACCAACCUCCUUGGGGUUUUUAUUGCCCUGGUAUUUCUGCCUGAGACGAAAGGGAAAACUAUUGAUGAAAUCACGUUAAUAUUGGCGCGAUAA
This is a messenger RNA of Achroia grisella, 1392 nucleotides long. Its product is annotated as facilitated trehalose transporter Tret1-2 homolog. The transcript is spliced from 7 exons. The record is from RefSeq and is a predicted model, not a curated record. Gene Ontology annotation, molecular function: transmembrane transporter activity. Gene Ontology annotation, biological process: transmembrane transport. NCBI's taxonomy places the organism in Eukaryota, Metazoa, Arthropoda, Insecta, Lepidoptera, Pyralidae. Bases 1 to 1392 code for a protein of 463 amino acids. Gene Ontology annotation, cellular component: membrane.